GGAACUCCUGUGUCCGCGUUGUUUGCUCAGCCGGGCAGCUUUAGCUGCUGCACAAAGUCAUGCUGUCACAUGCACUGCAUGCCUGCCUAGUGAAUACAGAGGGUUCUUAGUGCAGGCUGUAUUAGAAUAGCCCACUAACCGGGGUCUUAGUGCAGGCUGUAUUAGAAUAGCCCAUUAACCGGGCACUUAGUGCAGGCUGUAUUAGAAUAGCCCAUUAACCAGGUUCUUAGUGCAGGCUGUAUGAGAAUAGCCCACUAACCGGGGUCUUAGUGCAGGCUGUAUGGGAAUAGCCCACUAACCGGGCUCUUAGUGCAGGCUGUAUGAGAAUAGCCCACUAACCGGGCACUUAGUGCAGGCUGUAUUAGAAUAGCCCAAUAACCAGGUUCUUAGUGCAGGCUGUAUUAGAAUAGCCCAAUAACCAGGUUCUUAGUGCAGGCUGUAUUAGAAUAGCCCAUUAAUCAGGUUCUUAGUGCAGGCUGUAUUAGAAUAGCCCAUUAAUCAGGUUCCCAGAGUUCAAGGAGUCCAUGGUCUGAUUGACACAAUGGUUUGGUGCUCCAGGAUCCUGCUCAGGAAGGUUCAUAUCUUUACCAUCACUGAUUCCUUGUAAAGCCAGUCUGAAGCUGUUGGUUCUUAUAAUAUUAAUCUGUGGUUGAGCAGGUGUUUCUGUCUCUAUUUACAAUCAGUAAUAUUUAGUAUUCCUGUGUAAAUCCCAUUAUUAAAGGCAAGCAACAUCUGUGAGCAUGACACAUUUUCACCUGGCAAACUUUUAUUAAAUGUCCAGCACCCCUAAAGUCUUAAAACAUUUAUUCCAAUACUGUCAUGCUUUGCUGAUAACUUUCUGAAAUUUGUCACUUCUCAGGGAGUAAUACUGUUGCAUAAUAACCGUGACUUAUGAAAAUGAUGUACUGCACUGUUUCUAGCAAAGCACAAUUUAUGGCGUGUAUUGCAUCGGAGGUGUAUGACAAAUAUUUUUUUUAAAUUUUAGCUAGUAAUGUGUCAAUACCUUGUGUUUUUCAGUGAUUGCAUUAUUUUGUACCAAGUUUCUAUUCGAAGACAUUUUAAUAUCAAAGAUGAGAUAGAUGUUAUUGAUGUAUUUGCUCCUUUUCUUUUAGUAUGGCAACUUCAUAGACAAUUUAAGAGUCCAUGUGAAAGGUGGAACUGGUGGAAUGGGCCUUCCGCGCUUGGGUGGCGAAGGAGGAAAAGGUGGGGAUGUAUGGUUGGUGGCAAGCAAGGAGGUUUCUUUAAAGAAAAUCAAGGACAAAUUCCCACAUAAACGAUUUGUGGGCGGUGUGGGCAACAACAGUAGGUGAGUGGCAAACACAUAGGGUGUAGGUAACAUUUAUGAUUUGGUGGCGCUUUGGCAGAUUGAAGAAUUUAUAGAGCUUGUUGUUCUUGUUUAAUUAUACAGCCAAAGAUACAUUUUGUAACACGGCACAACUAUUGCCCAUUGUACCAAAUGAAGAUUAUUUAUAGCUUUAUCAAUUAUAGGUUUAGGGAGACUUAGAUGUGAAUUUUACUAUUUGUAUAACUUGCAUUACAUAUGUAGCUUAUAAAUAUAUAUACACACAUAGGGGUGUGCACCCUAAAGCACAAACACACACGUCACGUUCGGACGUAUGUAUGUACGUAUGUACACUGCUGUGUGUGUGUGUGUGAGAGAGUGCUGGUAGUGUGCUGUGUGUGAGGGUUCUGCUAGUGUGUGAGGGUAUUGUUAGUGUGCUAUGUGUGAAUUUGUUUGGGAUGAUUGUGUGUGGGGAGGGGACUGAUUAGGAAAGGUAAGAAGUAUCCCCCUCCCUUCCUACCUUUUGCCUGGGAGGGGGGAUCAUUGCUGCCAUCCCUGAUCCCUGGUGGUCUUAGUGGUGAGAGUGAACUCUAGCAUGCAGGGCUAGAGUUCACUCUCGUGAGAUCUGAGCGUUGCCGGCGCAUGGAGGCACACAGCAGGGCCGGCGCUCGGAUAGCGCCAGCUCUGCAUGGACCGACAGGAAAUCCUGUGAUCUCCCCUGCCGACCUCGAUCUAGGCACGGGCCGCAGGGAUUAGGGUGUGCCCCGGCACACCCUGUGCACACGCCUAUACACACACACAUUCAGAGUUCAUUCGUUUUGUGUAAUUUUUCCAAUUCUUAAUGUUUUAUUAUUAGUUAGAAUGUUAUAUAGCUUCCACUUUUUACCACCUUUCUUUACACUUGUAUGUGUAAUUUAGCUUUCUCGACCAUAGAAAAAUAUAGUUACAUGGCUUUGGAAGCUUGCUUAUUUUCAGAGGUUGCGUACAGAAAGUGAAGCCUGGAUUGUAAAGUCAUUGUUUCAUUUAAACAGCUGUAACUUGAAAAAGGAAUACAGCAAUAAAGAAAACAUAAAAUACAAACUAUUUAAAAGUAUUUUUAAUAUACAGAAAAAAGUAAGGUUGUUUUUUAAUUUAGUGCUUAAGCACUGUCAAUGCCUGAGCUGUGUGCAUACCUUUGAUAAGGAAGACUUUUUUUGGCAUGAUGGAGCGUGGCUACUAAGGCAGGCUUUUAAUGCAGCAUGCUGCACAAAACAUUUAUUUUAUGCAAAAACUAAAAAAAUUUGAGCAUGCACAAAAAUAUAGCAUAUUAAUGAGACCAAAACCUAUCAAAUGCAAUAAAGUAAUAUUGGUGCCUGUAUUGUCUCUUUAAGUAUGUGUGUUGAACACUCAGGAAUUCUGUCCUUAUACUUGCAGCGUCCGUGAACUGAGAGGUGAGCCAGGCGCAGUGUGUGAGGUUGAAGUUCCUGCUGGUAUAACUAUUACAAAUGACAAUGGAGCCAAGAUUGGUAAGCAAUAUUUUUAUUUGUAAUACUUUGCGUUGGUGACAUUCAUUAUUUAUAGAUAAGAUCAGGGGAAGUUAUUUUUGUUUUGUAUAUGUGUAAUGCACAAUCAAAAUAUCUCAUGUAUUGCAAGAGUCUGACUAUCACAACAUACUCCCUGUGAGCACAAAAGUCUGUGUAAAAAUGGAAAAUAGAUGUAGCGCUAUAUUUAGUAAAAAUGGAGAUAAAAAGGUGAUACCUUACAGAGUCUUUACCAAUAAAAUAAAUCUUCCCAAUUUGAGUUUCUAAAAAACAUAAAGAAAAAACGGAACGGACAUAGUGUAUACCGUAUAAUACAAUAUAAUAAUAGAAUUAAAAAGGAGUAAAAUCCCACUCACACUUUUUAGAGCUAUAAAAUAAUAGCUCAAUUUCAGCGCUCUUGGGGUUCAGUAAAGGCGACCCUCACCCUUCUUGAGUUUCAGUGCUUCUGAUGUUCUAUUAAAAUGAGACAGAACAAAUAUGGUGCAGUACCGUUGGUCUUUAAAGGAGGAUAAUAAACCAAGAUGGGGUACUUACAAACUUAGAGCCAUCCAAAUCGGCUCUGAUCUGUGCAUUUAUGUGGUUAAGGUCCACACACCUUCUUUAGAAAAAAUGUAGCAGGGAUGAUGCCAAUAAUGUGUAAAAGUACAAUAUUUAUUAUAAUAGUAACAUUAUAAAAUAUAUAUAUAUAUAAGUAUAAAAAAUAUAUAUAAAAUAAAAUUGGCAUAUAAAAAAUCCAAAGUCUCACAGUCUUUAUUCCAGGACGCGUUUCGCCUAUAUCGGCUUCCUCAGCUGGAUAAUAGUGAUGUAAGCAAUAUUUUUAUUUGUAAUACUUUGCGUUGGUGACAUUCAUUAUUUAUAGAUAAGAUCAGGGGAAGUUAUUUUUGUUUUGUAUAUGUGUAAUGCACAAUCAAAAUAUCUCAUGUAUUGCAAGAGUCUGACUAUCACAACAUACUCCCUGUGAGCACAAAAGUCUGUGUAAUUACCCAUUUGCCAUGAAUUCUAAAUAUUGAUGGCAAAAGGGUAAUUAUAUAUGUGGUUCCAUAUGUCUUUUUAUUUUGGUGUUUUUUUUUCUCUACUGUACUAAAAGAUCCCCUUUCAAGUAAAAACUGGGGUGGGGGGAGGAAUAAUGUGAUUUCUUUGCCCCUUACUGGUGUAUAUUUAAUUGUAUGCAUUUCACUUGAUUUUAUGUUUACAAAACAGUGUUGGGCAAGGUCAGGAAGCAAACCUGUGUUCAAGCAGUGAUAUCUUUUUAGGCCCGGUAUAUUUAAUGAUAUAGUAUAUGAUGCAAGCUCAGUCAAUUUACUAGUUUUGCAUAGUUGCCAGAUGGGAAUCACAAUUGCAACACGAGCACCUAUUAAAACAUUAACUUAAUGACGGCAUUUAGCUUCUUACUGCCUUGCAGUCUGUGUUUGCUGCACACUGUUUGAAAAUCACUGCCAUAUAUAAUCACCCUUUUUUUUUUUUUUUUAUAUAAUUCUUUAUUUUUGGUGUGCAGGUGGUCACAAUAGAUUGACUGACAGACGCCACAACAGCGUAUUUCAAGUUGCAUACAAGUUAGCCAGUGGCAUGAUAAUUUGCACAAUUUUUAUAUUUAACAUGCUUAACUAGACAGUUAUUUUGUCCGAGUAGGGUUAGGUGAAAUAAAAUAAAACAGAAACGCAAAUACAGAUAUUGGAUGCUUAACAUUGCUAGUUCACCAAUGCUAUAGUAGUUGUACUAUGGGCACAUUUUAAAUCAGGGCUGUAUCUGGUUAUGUAAUACUGUAUAGAUUCACUGAAAACCUAAAUAUAACUCACUAAUCUUUUGAACGAAAAUGCUAGGUCAACACUUAUAAUAAAUGAUAGCAGCAGUAGAUAACAUCAUCAUAGGAAGUGUCAGUGGGUGAGCGAAACAGUGAGGUGUAGUAAACAUGCUAUGGUGACUGACUUAGUUGUCGGCUCCACCAAAUGUGACAGCAAGUGUGAGUAUGCGUGGCGACAUAUACUUAAGCUGUUGCUACGCUUUUCAGUUCACGACUCUAGAGAACUAUAGCAUGGUCAGGUGAGGUCUGUUAGUUAUAUCAAAGUGUGUAAGCCACCAAAGCUGCAGCUACAAGUAGGUCGUAAUCAGUGUGUUAUAUGUGUGCAUCAGUAGCUUGAUGUGUGUGUUGCCUUUCCUUUAGUGAACAUGCAGGCUUGAUGUGGUCUAUUAUAGUAAGGUUGAAAGCACAGCAGGGCAAUACAUGAAAAUACAGUAAAUGUAUAUAGUAGAGGGUGCUUGUCUGCAUAAAGGGUCUUUCUCAUGGGGCCCCUUGUGAUAGGCGUGGGAGUCCGGUUGGCGUUUGCCUGUGAGUAUAACUGGUGCCUCACAUGUGGUUAGUCCAGGUGUCCGUCAGCCAAUGCUUUUCAGGGGCAUGUUAGAGUCCCACGCGGCGCAGCCGGUCAGCCUGCCCAAUUUCGUGAGUCCCAGCGAUGAAGUGCCUGGCUGGUAUGUCAGCCGUUGGAGAGCUUCCAGCUUGUCGUUUUGUGUUGCCGUCUGACUGUGGGUCCUCCAGCCUGAUUCAUGGUUGCAUCUCUGCUUGGAACGGUACAGGCGGGCCCUCUGCCCAGAAGAGUGGUGGGAGGCUGGCAAGGCUGUGGGCUGUAUAGCGGUGGUACCUGGAGGGGUGAGUACCCAUUGUGCUUGUGUUCCAUCAGUUACUGCGGGUGUUCCGCUGGUUCGUGGCUUGGGUUUGAGUGGUGCUUUGCGAGCUGCUCUCAGCCGGUGUGCUGGGUAUUUCCCGCCUCGAGGCCAUUUUGGGCUCUUCAUCCGUGCCAGGAUUGCAGGUGUCCAUCGUCUGUUUAGUCGCUUGUUUGGUGGCGCCGGUGAAGGUGAGUGCUUGUUUGGAUGCUGUUGAGCCUGGAACUGCAGCCUCUCUUCCAGUUUACUCCAGAAUAUUGUGAAGGCUCUGUCCAGUCUGACCUCUAUGUCCGCCCAUAUUGCUGUAGUGUCUGGGUUCCUCGUGGCGUCCGCCAUGUUGGCUGUGUUGGCAGACGUGCUCUUAGUUAUAGCCCCGCUGUUCCUCGUGUGGUGUCGGUCAGAGUAGUUCCCCAGGGUUAGACCGGGAUUACCCCCAUUGGUCCAGGGGGGGGGUUGCAGGGUACCUGCUCUACAUGAUGUGCCGCUUAGGGCUGGGAGGUCGGCCAUCUCUCCCGCCUGGUGGUCAGCGUGCCGCAUGGCUCCACGUGUGCCGCUCGUUGACUUCGGUGCAGCUUCUGUCCUCGGUAGUUUCUUGUUGCUCCGUGCUAAGGUAGGUGAGGCUUUAGCUGGGUUUUGUCUCCGGAUAAUUUUGGCUAAAAGGCUCUUUUUUGGCAAUGAUAGUGAGGAGCUCAUGCAAGAUGCGUCUUUGCUGCUUGACGGUCAGGCCCCGCCCCCAUUAUCACACAUUUUUAUUGUAAAAUAUAUGUCUGAAAUCUACUUACUAAGCUAGUUGACUGCCUUAUCAGCAAUCAAAGUUGUGACUUUCCAAAACCUAAUGCACAAGCGUGGUAGUUUAAUGAUGGAGUGCUGGCUUUUACCUCCUGCUUUGUAUUAAAAAGUUAAUGUGACAUUGUUGUAGUGUUGGGAACAUUUUGAAUUGCUGAUGCUGCUCUGUGUUCAGUCCUGGGCCAGUUGCUGGAACUUGGCUUUUCAGAUGCCAGUUUGUUUCAGUAAGAAUGUCUUUUUUUUAGGAGAGCUUGAUAAAGCUGGAGACCGGUUACUAGUUGCCAAAGGUGGCUACGGGGGCUCGUUCAGGACCAAUUUCACACCCUCCACAGGGCAGAAAAAAAUAAUCCGUCUGGACUUGAAACUCAUAGCAGACAUUGGACUAGUAGGGUAAGUAGAUGUCCCUCUGUUAAAUUACUCCAGCUAUGUAAAGGUUUCAGAAUAGCACCUGUUUUGAAUUUUAAAGGUAUACUCUAGGCAUUAUAAUCACUACCGUUUGUUGCAGUUAUGGUGCUAGCAGAAUACUGCUGCUCCCCUUUUUGUGUCAGCCUUUUUUUGGGUGGUUUGACAAAUACUGUGAGGUCCUCAAACGUCUACAUCCUGAUCCCCCUUGAAGAAGGCUAGACGCCAAAACAUUGGGGUUGCUGUAUCUCCUGCUCUGGUUUAGUUUGUCUAUAUUGUUAUGGGUUUGUGGGAUUUCUAACUAAGCACUUAUCUCUAUACCUGAUAUGCUUUCUAUGCGUUUGUGAUUUAAUGUUUACAUGCCUAUGCUGCUGACUGCACUUUUCUUGUACCAUUUUUAUUGAAUCACUGGAUGAAUAAAUCUUUUUAUAUGCAGACUUAAUCUGGUGUGCUUUGGGUUAUUAUUUAUUGAGUGCAGCCCUCACCAGUCACUGCACUGUGCCAAUCAGCGUCUCCUGAUAGAGAUACAUUGGAUCAGUGCGUCUCUAUGGGGUGAUUUGGCAACUUCAUGCUGAGCGUUUGCCUUUGCAGUGCAUACUGGAAUUCUUCUAUGAGCAAUGUGUAAAUUGUGGUCUGCCUACAAACAUACCACAGAUUAUUCUAACUGUGUAAUUUAUAACACUGUCUCACAGACACCCAGUCACUGUAUGUUAUAUACUGACAUCAGAACUAUAAACUACAUUCCUUAUAUUAAAUACAUAUAUGUUAAGGCUUUAAGCUGUACUGCAGCUCGUACCUCAAGACUGCAGGCGUCUUCAGUGAACCACACCCUCUUUAUAUACAGCCUAACCUGACCAUCGGUUCCAGGACACUAACCAACUUUGCCUUAGGUAGUUUGUACAAGCGUGUGUGUGUGUCACAUGCAGUUUUGGAAUAACAGUAUAAAGCUGAAAUUUUAUAGUCAAUAAUGUGUCAUAUUUGUAUGACAGAUACUCUUUACAUUUGUGCUUUUAGUUUAUAGUCCUUUUUAAAAUUUAGUUAUAAAGAAGUCCGAUAAUUGUUCUGAAAACCAAAUUCUUUAAAGAACUGUUUUCUAUUGUCUCCCACAGUAAUGUUGAUUAUUCUAGAUUAGAAUAUGAAAUAAUAAACACUGUCCAUUGGUUUUGUUUGUAAUAAUCACUAUUUUAUCUUUCAUCCAUAAUUGUUUUCCUUGUAUCAGUCUCCUUUUUGUGACCUGUCCUUUGAUGUGGAACCAUUACUAAAGAAUCAUUUUUCUUCUGCCUAAUUUGCAAAUAAAUCCUCAAUUAAUCAAAGUUCAGUUUAAAUACUCAUCCUAUCGUCAUUAUGUUAAUGAAUGCUGUGUAUUCUCAGCCUAUUUCCUGUCUAUAGUUCCUUUUAAAAAAAACAACAACAAAAAAAGGUAAAAUAUCCUAUUUAAUGGCUGUGCAUAAGGUAAGCCACCAGCUGCUGAGAUAACAAGACACUUAUUACUUUUUCUUCUUCUUAAAGCAGCACUGUAAUCUCCAAGUUCUUUGUUUAAUUAAAAAUAAAGGGACAUGUCUUCUUGCAUGGGAGCACGUGAUGUUGAGUAGUGUAGCAGAAAUUGACAGAUGUUCUUCCUUGUGUGCCAUUGCACGUUUCAUUAAAACUUGAUUUUAAACGGAGUAUAGCACAUGGUUAUAUGGAAGCCCCUACAAGACCGUAAGAAAGAUUUGUAUUUUAAAGGAGGUCUAUUGCUCUUUAAUAGCGUUUCCAAUGGAAAACAUAUCAAAUAUAUUACAGUAAAAUGUCCAGUUCUGGAUUUUAAUCCACAAUAAAACUGUCAUGGCUUUUAGGCUAGCUAAGGAUUUGUAUUUUAUGCAUAUACAUAUAAAAGAAGUGUGUUAACAGGCUGCACUCCCAAGCACCACUGCUUAAAAAUGUAGCUUUUGUUAAUACAUUUAUAGCAUACACAGCCCAGUUGUUGUUACUGCGAAUAAUCUAUUGCAUUGUUGCAGGUUUCCAAAUGCUGGUAAAUCCUCCUUACUGAGCAAAAUUUCACAUGCCAAGCCUGAGAUUGCUGAUUAUGCAUGUAAGUUUUAAUUUGUCCUAUGUGUUUAGUUUGAUCCUUCAUUUGUGUUACUGUCUAGAUCAGGGGUGCUAAACCCAAGAUCCGUGUGCCAUAUUUGGCCUGCUUGACAAAAGAGGACAUAAAGCGGCUCCUCAUAGACCUAAGGAAGGCCAAGGUAGUCCGUACCGAAAUAGGAGUGGUCUACCAAAAGGUUCAGAUAUUAGAAGUGCGAGAGGCCUCCAAAAACAAGAAAUGUCAAGCCACAAAUGACAAACUGGAAGGACUUACCUCUCUGGUACAACAGUUGAGCUGGGUGGUGACAGGCUGGAGUUGCACCGUAGGCAUAGGAACAUGUGCCUCAGACGCAUCCCUGAAAUUGUCGACAACGCAAAGCUCUUGCAAUAUGUCCACGACCUAAUAACUUCCAUGGGUAUUAGGAGCAGCUCUGGAUUAUCAUAAUACCAUACAAUAAUUGCCGAUUGUCAUCUGGAGCACUGCUUUCAAUUAGCUACCACAAAAAUUGCUUCCAGAAUAUGUAAUUCAGAUCUGUGCAGUAAAAUUAAAAUUGCGCAGAGUGCCAGCUACGGAAAGGUUUAGACCUGAACAGGUUAUAGAGCUACGCUUUUUGCUAGUUAUUGCAGUCUGAAGCAGCUAUAUUCUGGGAGAGAGGCACAGGAUGUUCCUUGCUCCAUACCAAUGGGAAUAAGAUGUGUGGCAGUUUGGUGGGGGAAUACAUAAAUAGAUAUCCACCUUUUCAUUCUUUCUCUGUUUCAGUCACAACAGUGAAACCUGAACUUGGCAAAAUUAUUUACUCGGAUUACAAACAGGUGAGAGCAACGUUGUUUUAGCCGUUAGUGGGCAAUGCAGGUACAUUCACUGUCUUAUUAGAAGAGGUAGUGGUUAGCCACAGUAAGCAGCAUCGAAUGUCUGUAUUUAAAGGCAGAGAACCAACCCGGAAUGAUUCUUUUCCAGUAUUUAUAGGGAUGACCUUGUCUUUUAUUUUGUCCUUCUUUAAAAUCUAGGCACCUGGGGUUCUCUCACCUGGGUUUUCUUGGAUGCUGUAGUUACAUUAUCUGGGAAAUACUUUACUCCCAAAAUAAUAUGGCCUUGCUUUUCUCGGCAGACAGAAGAUUGGUUAACUAUGCAGCUGAGAUCAGAUAGCGCUAAGGUUAGCUGUAAUAUAAUGAUAUUAUGUGUAACUCUGUGUAAUGUCUUUAUUACUCUAUAUAGAUUUCUAUAGCUGAUCUCCCAGGUUUAAUUGAAGGUGCACAUAUCAACAAAGGAAUGGGGCACAAAUUUCUCAAACACGUAGAGCGGACCAAACAGCUUCUUUUUGUGGUAUGUGGAAUACUACUCGUCUUACUUGCUUUUAAAGGGACACUCUUGGCACCAUAAACACUGAAGUUUACUGUACCCAUAUUGCCUUUUGUCUUUGGCACCGUCCCCUGGUUUAAUGGCAAACAUUUAAGAAGCGUUUGAUAUAACCCUGGGCUCUUCGCAGCUCCUGAAGACACCCUCCUAGGUUGUAUUUAUAAUUCUCAAUUAUCAUAACUCCAUUUAUCAAAGUUCAUUUUUUUUUUAAUCUCUUCUCUGCUUGAUGGGCAGAGAGUGCUAUGCAACCCUGCCCCUAGCACUCCCUGCCAAGCACCACUAUAUAAGUUCUGCUCAGUUCUAGAACCAUGGACUUGUUUCAUAUUUCUGCUGUUGCUGAUCAUUGCCAUAUAGUGUUGUAGCAGGCAAUUUAUUUUCUUUAUAUCCCCAAACACUCUCAAAUUUGAUUUAGACUAUUCAUUUAAAAAGUACAGUAACAGUAGGACUCAAAUCUUCAACUUGACCUCUCACCGUCAGUGCGUGGAAAUCCAAGUCUAGUGAUCGUUACAUUAGAAGAGGUUUUACGAUGGCUAUAAAUGCCUCCCAUAUUCUUUCAGUGUCCAUUUCUCUGCAAUGUUUUUUUUUAAUUGUGCAUCUGUUUAUGGGAUUAAACUCCUUGCACUGUUAGCUUUCUCUUUAAAUGCCGGAUAGCAUGAUGAAUCUACUAAGCAAGCUAGUUGAAUAAAAGUCUCUCUGUAAAAGACAUAUUGAGUUCAGGGUUAUCCUUUAAAUGUAAUCGCAUUGCUGCAUGUUAGACAAUCAAACGUGUUGUGUUAUUUCACCCUGUAUUUGAUGCCUAUUUUUGUAGAAGAUAAAUGUAACUAAAACAUGGAUUUACAAAUGGCAAUAAUUACUAGUCUGCACAGUUUAAUUUAUUCACUAUAACUAUUCAUGUAUUUUGUAGGUUGAUGUGCAAGGUUUCCAGCUGUCAUACAAAACACCAUAUCGAACAGCGUUUGAAACCAUCCAGUUGCUGACAUUGGUGAGAUUUGACUUUACAACUACCUGCAGUGUAACAAAAAAAACAGUUAUUGUUCUAGAUUGGAACUUGUCUGCACAUUAGUCUAUCUCUAAGAAAAGAAUUAUAUUUUUAAAGGGUUUUGCAUGCUCCUUAUAAAUCCUGAAUAAAGGCCCCGUCUGUGGCAGAGGAACUGAGCAGACCAAGUAACUGCAAAAUAAAUCAAAUCUGUAUAUAAUGAAUUGGUAGUAAAGUUAGUAGGUUUGAUGGUGGUGGUAUCUACAGCAGAAUUAAAAAGAAUUUUCAAACCUGUGUCAACAGGCCCUGUAUUUGAUUUUAGAAGUGAAUGUAACUAAUAUACCAGCUCUACUAAACCAUUGGUACUUAAAGGGACUCUACAGUCACCAAAACAACUUUAACUUAAUGGAGCAGUUUCGGUGUAUAGAGCAUGCCCUUGAAAUCUCCCUGCUCAAUUGCUUCUUGGACUAAUUCUUCCUCAUUAGCCCAAGCAGCACACAAGGGAUUGUUCAGCAUUAAAGGCAUUUAAUGCUGAAAAGAAGGACUACAGACACUAUAACCACUGCAAUGAGGCAAAGCAGUUAUGGUGCCUACAGUGCUCCUUCAAGUAUUUCUGUAUAUACAUUUUUUUCCACUGGUUGUAGUUGCCUUCAGUAGGCUGUUUACUAUAAUGACAGUGCUUUACUCAGUGCGGUAGAGACCCCUAGGCCAACGGGAAGAGUCUAAGGUAUUUUGCAACAAUUACCUUUAUGUUCAUUAUUGCUCUUGAAGAAUGGAUCACUGAAAUAAGGCCAUAAAUAUAACUUCCCUGACAAAACAAAAGCAAGCAUCACAGGGCAAUGUAAGUGUUUUUAAAUCUACGCUGCACUCCUCACCUUAGUUACAGUAAGUACCUCAGUCGAGGUUAUUUUGGUGAGAAAAUUAAAAACUUUAUAAAUUACAGUUCUGCCUGAAUUUUUAUUUUGAUUCCCACUGUCUCAGUAGCUAAAAAGAGAAUACUAUCAGUUUUAUAAUAGGCUGUCAUUAACUUUGUAUAUAUGAUUGUUGAAUAUAGUAAAUGUUGUUUUUUUUUGUUUUUUUUUAUAACAUAAUUUUAGGAGCUGCAAUUAUAUAAGAAAGAGCUUCUAACCAAACCUGCCUUACUUGCUGUCAAUAAGAUGGACAUUCCAGAUGCUGAGGGCCAUUAUCAAGAACUGCUACAACAACUUGCAAAUCCGAGCGGUAUGUCUAAUAGGAUAUUACGUUGAUGUGUUUGCUCUUCCUCUGUAGAGUCCUGCCAGUGCUUAAAUAAAUAUCUUUGGACCGGCCUAGUCUUGUAUGGAUUAAUUAGAAUAUACUACAACUGCUUGUUCUGUGUAGAGACUCUGCUUUGAUGACCUGCAUAAAGAUUAGGAGCAUCUUGUAUAGACAGAAAAAAUUGUAGAGUGUUCUAAAUAGUAAAGUGGGAUAAAAGUAUACUAACCACAGAGAUCAAUGGAAUGUCCCCCACUGAAUCCAACUCACACCAGUGUAAGUAGGCAAACAGUUUUUCAAUGGUUUGUGGUCUGCCUGGCACCACGCCACUGUUAAAGUUCCUAAGCAGGGUUUCCCAUUAGCUCUCCGGAGCUGAGCCCGGCACUAGUGACCACACCACAAACCCGCAUUAGUAGUGUAGGCAAGGAGCAGAGCCCAGGUAAGAAGUAUGACAGUUCAAAACGGUUUGACUCCUUUCCCUGUGGGGGAUAGGGGUACCAGGGCACUCCUAGUACAAUACCUAUCACAGCAAAAUGUUUCUUGUAGUAUUUUUUAAGGAUUGUUUUUAUGGUCUGGAAUUUGUUAUCCUUUAUCCUGUAUUUAUUAUUGUGUGAAGAUUUUGUAUAAAUGCAGCAAUAAUUAUCAAUUAUUCUUUUUAUUUUGUUUUCUUUCUAGAACAUCUGCAUUCAUUGCCUGAUGACCUCAUUCCAGAACGUCCAGUUGAAUUCAAAUAUGUUCUUCCUAUCUCUGCUGAAACUGGUCAAGGUAUAGAUGACCUUAUGCAUUUUAUUCGGAAGUCAAUUGACGAGCAAGCUGAACUGGAAAUUCGGGAGUCUGCGAAAGAGAAACUUCAGAGCCUUCAAACCAUGCCAUCUCGACCUAGGAAAAACAAACCAGCAUUGCGUCCAUGAUGUGCAGUAUUGUGAUAUAUACCGUGUAUACAAGUGUAAGUUAUUGUACAGAGUAACUAAAUUACAUUAAAAUAGAACUUUUAAUACAAUAAGUGACGUCACAUGAGUGAUGGUGUGUGUGUUUUUUUCUGAAUAGCGUUCCAUAUUGUUUAGCGACACUGAUAUCAACUUUGCAUUCCAGCAAGUGUUGCUCUGUUAUUUUAGAUUUGUG
Pelobates cultripes (western spadefoot toad) is the source of this 13400-nucleotide messenger RNA. The record is from the annotation of a GenBank genome assembly. NCBI's taxonomy places the organism in Eukaryota, Metazoa, Chordata, Amphibia, Anura, Pelobatidae.